AUGGGCUACGCCGAUAAACUUCGUGACAAGAAUAUUGUCGUCUUUGGGGCUUCAACUGGCAUUGGUUUUGGAGCCGCUGCUGCAUUCCUAGAUGUCGGUGCGAAUGUCACAAUCAUUUCAUCCUCUCAAGAAAAGUUAGAGAAUGCCGUGAAACGGCUGGAUUCUCCCAAAGCUAAGAGCUUGGUCGUCAAUGUUCGAGAUGAAGACGCCGUUGUCAAGGCUUUGCAAUCCUUGGCUCCUGUUGACCAUGUCGUUUUUUCUGCAGUAGACAACAUUAUUCGAGGAAAGCUCGAAGACCUUUCACUUGACGAAGCAAAACGCUUGUUCGGUGUAAAGUUUUGGGGGGCAGUCACGCUCGGUAAAGCUGUACUCAAAUACAACAUCAUCCGCUCCGGAGGGUCUUUGACACUCACUUCUGGGACGGCUGCACUCAAACCAGGCAAGGGGGCCGCCGUUGGUGGUGCACUAAAUGGUGGUGUCUUGUCAUUGACAAGAGGGCUUGCUUCUGAUCUUGCUGAGAAGAAAAUUCGUGUCAACACAGUGGUUCCGGGUCUGGUAAAGACUGAACUUUGGGACAAGCAAGGCAAGACGCCCGAGGAACAAGACGAGAUCUUCACCGGGGCCAGUUCGAAAUUACCAGUCGGGUUCGUCGCAACACCAGAACAUAUUGCAGAAGCGUACCUGUACGCGGUAAGAGCAGACUAUGCCACAGGCACAUUGAUUGAAAUUGACGGCGGGGUUCUUUUAUAA
Molecule: messenger RNA, 750 nt
Organism: Exophiala bonariae
Lineage: Eukaryota; Fungi; Ascomycota; Eurotiomycetes; Chaetothyriales; Herpotrichiellaceae
Exons: 4
Coding region: 1-750 (249 amino acids)
Molecular function (GO): oxidoreductase activity
Source: RefSeq, a predicted model, not a curated record